AUGCCGGACAACGCCUAUCCACCGAUCGUGUUUUACCACUAUUCCUACUCGCCCUAUGCGAGGCGGAUUGAGUGGUAUUUGCUCCUCCGGGGGCUAUCACCUGACGAUCUCUCCAAGCUCCAACCUCUCAUCAUGCCGCGGCCCGACCUUGGCCGCCUGGGUGUCCACUACCGCCGCAUCCCAGUGCUGGCCAUCGGACGAGACAUAUACGUGGACACGCCCCUGAUGUUGCGCAAGCUGGAGCAGUUGUACCCGUCGGCGCCCCGGCUGGGGAUGUCAUCGUCGGAUAAUCCUGAGGCGCGGGCUAUCGAGCAGCUGCUGGAACUGCUGACCCUUGACAGCGGCGUGCUCCUGAAAGCAUCCAAGCUGAUCCCGGAAGAGACUUCGCCGCUGCGUGACCCGGCCUUCCUGCGGGAUCGGAUGGACUUCAUCGGGAAUUCGCCGAUGAUAUUUUCUGGUGGGGGUGAUAGACAGGCCGGAGGACAGAGUGCCGAGGCUGCUGCUGCUGCCACGGCGCUGCGCCGUGCAGAGGCCCUCGUCCAGCUCCGCCAUGGGGCUGCCAUACUUGAGUCUACCCUGCUGGCCGAUGGCCGUGACUGGAUCCUCGGCACGCCGAAGCCGUCGCUCGCUGACAUCGAUGCGGUCUGGCCGUUACACUGGCUGGCCAACAUACCGGGUGCGUUUCUGCAUGGCGGUGGAGACGGCGAGGAAACGCCCGCCCUGUCGCCGGUGCAGUUCCCUCGUCUCUUUGCCUGGAUCGAACGCUUCAGCAACACGAUGCUUGCAGCCCGCAACGCCCUGCCGCAGAAGCCGCAGGUUCUUGACGGCCGGCAGGCGGCAGCAGCUGUGCUGGCAGCUCCGUUUGCAGAAGACAUUGCGGUGGCUACGUCGGUUGAUGCUGGCGAUCCCGUAGCACAGGCAGCUGGCCUGAGAGAAGGCGUGCGCGUCGUGAUACAACCCACAGACACGGGAAUGUCUGGGCAGGACGUGGGUCGGCUGCUGAAGCUUACGGCAGACGAGGUGGUGCUUGAGUUGGACCCGGUGGAGUCGGCCUCCAACGGCCAAACGGUCCGCCUGCACGCUCCGCGACACAAUUUUGUCGUGCGUCCGUGGAAAGAAGAAGACAACGGUGGUGCACACCUGUGA
Grosmannia clavigera kw1407 is the source of this 1146-nucleotide messenger RNA. RefSeq lists its product as uncharacterized. Bases 1 to 1146 code for a protein of 381 amino acids. The record is from RefSeq and is a predicted model, not a curated record. NCBI's taxonomy places the organism in Eukaryota, Fungi, Ascomycota, Sordariomycetes, Ophiostomatales, Ophiostomataceae. The transcript has 2 exons.